UUUUUAGUACAGAACGAACAAUCUGAUAAUAGAUUUGUGACCUUCAACUUGAUCCCGAUUUGGUUACUAAUCAAAUGCCCGGAUGUUGAAGUUUUCUUCAUUAGAAACAAUAAGAUUUUAAAACAAAAUGCACCUUGAAAUUGAUGAGGCUUUCUUAAAGUACAACCAUUGCUAAUCAAUUGCCUCCCCUGGGACUAGACAUGGACGUCCAAUCCUCGGUCGGUCCAUCGUCUGCCAGUCCACAUGACCUCCAGCACAAGGCCAUGAGUUUAUCCUACAGCUCCGGUAACCACGGCGACUCAGGUCCAGGGAUGAACAUCCCAAGCAGCGUCAACGGAAAUCUGACCAACGGAACUGACCAUGGGUCAAUGGUCAGCUCAACGGGUGUGGGGUCACUUCCAAUGUCAUUGGUCAAGAAUUCGGCCAAGGCCCCCACGUGUAAAGUGUGCGGUGACGAAUCGUCGGGGUUCCAUUAUGGGGUGGAUUCAUGUGAGGGAUGUAAGGGAUUUUUCCGGCGUUGUAUCACACAAGGAAUGACACACAAAUGUUCUAACGAGGAGAAAUGUGAAAUCACACCCUUCACGCGUAACAGCUGCCAGUACUGUCGUCUCAAAAAGUGCUUUGCUGUCGGAAUGUCACGAGAAGCCUCAAGACUUGGCAGGAGGCCAAAAAGGCUAAAGGACCCCUCCAGUGACGCGCGGGGUCACGGGGGAAACCUUCCCAUCGCCCCCUACCCCACCUCCCCACAGGAAUUACAGAAGUUACGCAUGGCUGAACUUCAGAAAGUCUUACAACAGAACGGCACCUUCAAAGCAGAACUCAUGCAGGCUUUUCUGCAGGCAGCUCAGGUCAGCUUCCGCGAGCACCAGCGCAACCCAAGCAACAGCCAACAGCAACCUCAGCAGUCGACACAACGGCAAUCUCAGCAUCAGCCUCCCCAUCAGAUGACCUCGCAACUGAGCACGGGCGAGAUGAACGGGAAUGGUCACGAAUCGGGAUACUCCAGCUUCAGUAGUCCGGUCAGUAGCAAAAGUCAGUCACCCAUCACCAGCGACAACAUGGGUGAAAAAUACAAUGGGAAUCAGCCGAUGAGCCUGGGUAAUAGCGACAUGGUGCUGGAAGAGAUUGACGGGCUCAGUAUGAACAUUAAGCCAGAGCCAGGGAGUAAUUACUCUAACUGUGGCAGUCUGGAGAACAAUGGUGAUAUUCUGGCUCAGAUGGAUCUUAAAGUGUUGAACCAUUUAAACGAAAAAAUGUUCAUGGAUCCGUCCACGCUUUUGUUUGAGAGUAGCUUCUCUCCCCCCGAGGCUACGUGUAAACUGGAGCCCAAUAGUCCGAGUGUCAGUGAGGUCAUGUCCAUGGGUAGAAUGAAUCCGGACUUGAAUUUAUCAGAACAAAACAGUCGCGCGGGGAGUUCUAGUAGUGGGGGAAAAGAUCUUAGUCUGGAUAUUGACGAAGAGGAAAUUGUAGAAACGGACGCGACAAAGUUACUGGAGGAAGUGCGACUCGGACCGUCGGAUGUAAGGCGCGCGCUGAUCGAGCAGGUCACAGAAAGCGUGGUGGAGGCGCAUUUCCAGACGUGUAAUCCCACAUAUCAAAACGUCGCAGAAGCCAAUGACAGGUUCGCUGAGAAAAUGGCGUCUGGUGACUUGCCUGACUUCAGCAAACUUGUGAUCAAUCCUAACUCAAUCUGGCAGCAGUUUGUGUCUCAGAUGGUUCCCGAGAUCACGCUGGUCGUCAAGUUCUGUAAAAAGAUACCAGGUUUUGGGGAGAUUGAUCAGGAUGACCAGAUUAACCUAAUUAAGCAGGGGUCAUUUGAGGUCAUGCUCUGUCGAUUCUGUAACCUGGUGGACUACAAAAAGGGGACAAUGUUUGAUCCAGAAAUGAAAAUCAAGUGUCCAAGGGAGAUGGUGAAGAUGCUGCCUAUGGGAGAAUUCAUGGACGAGUUUUUCAACGUAGCGGAAAUGUUCAACCCUCUAAAGCUGACGGACGGGGAGAUCGGGCUCUUUACCUCAACACUCAUCAUCUGUCCAGAGAGGAAGGGCAUUAAGAAUGUGCGAGCUGUCAAGAAGCUUCAGUCCCUUCUGUUCCAGUGUCUGUACGCCCUCAUCAAGAAAAACCACUUUGAUUAUGACAAUGUUUUUAUAAAGGCCAUCGGUACAAUGAAGACAUUCAAAGUAGUGAAUCUGAAGCAUCGGAUUGCUUUAAAUAGCAUGCAGAUGCAGGCCCCCUCAAAGGACAUCUUCCCUCCUCUUCACCAGGAGGUGUUUGAACACGGUGAAUGUAGCACAGAAGAGACCAAGAAGUCCUGAGGGGUCAGACCUGAGUUAGAAGUGUCAUUCUGUGAAAGACCUGUACAUAAAAGGGCUAAGCUGAUCAUGCACACAAACUAGAGAGCUUAGAUAGCAAGGAAAAGCAAACAUUUAAAAGAUCUCAAAUCAGUGUCACCUAGGAGUUUGGAAAAGCUGAUGUCCUUAAACACUGCUGACACGGCCUUAAGGAAACUUUCCUUCUCUGACGUGACGUAGGUGCCCUGGGGUAUUCCCUGCUUAGGACGUGUUGUGGAUUUAUAAAUAAACAAUUCAUUGCAUCUGUGCAUACACCCCUGUUUGCGCCCCGUGUUAGUGAAUGACAAUUAUAUUUUAUGUUUAUGUCCUACAGAUAUCUCACUCCAUGUGGCAACAUGUAUAAGUGUUCUCAUUAUUCAAGGAGAGACAACUCCAGUUUAUUAUCGGACGGAGGUUAUGAAAGCCAGCAGAGUGUAGCUGUUUUGUUGUUUAUAUUAAUGGCAAAUUACUGAUGCUAUUCAUUCUUUGUGUUAAAUAUUAUUAAUUGUUUAAGACUAAUGAAGUGAUUUAUUUCCAUCAUGGAUGUAUCUAUAGACAAAGAGGGAGGAUCUAAGAUUCUGUGCCCUGCUAUAGAGACAUGAUAGGAGUGGAUCUAAAUUUCUGUGCCCUGCUGUAGGGACAUGAUAGGAGAGGAUCUAAGAUUCUGUGCCCUGCUGCAUUGAUAUAGGGAAAUAAUCUGAUGAAGCUGUUUUCAUUUUUAAGGUCACCAGGGCACGUAAAAGUUUCUGCUUUUUGUUUGAGAACACAAUUUUUUUCAUGGAGUUAUGUUAUUCGUCUUUGUGAUACAAUGUUUUUUUUCCUUCGACUUCGGUUUUUGAAGAUUUUAUAGACAUGUAUUUCAUAAUCAUGCAUUGAUUAUUUCAUAUGUAAAUAUUUUAACAGAUUUUGUAAAUAUAUAUCAUUUUGUAAAUAGUUGUACAGAAAAAGUUAUACAUCAACUGUUAGUUAUAUUUACUGCAAAAGGGACUUGAAGAUUUUAAUUAUUUCGUUACUCAACAUUAAUCUUAAAAAUUUGAAUCUUGAAAUUUCUUUGAUCAUCUUAAAUGUCUCAUUUAGUUUCCUAUUCAUGGCUAAACAACUGCUUUCUUUUUAUGUGAUUCUUGACUUGUGUAUAUGAGUUUGUGAAGUGAGAGAUUUAGCUGAUAUUAUUACAAGUCACGUUUAGGGUGUACUGAAUUCAUCUAUACUGUUGACUAAAAAGAUUGCCUCUUAGUUUUCUUGGACAAGCAUUUAUCAGGUAAAACAUUCAAUUUUUGGAAUUAGUUACUAUAUACCUCCCUUUUCUUACUUUAUGUUACAAGUACAUAUGGUAUAUAGACUUGAAACAAGAAGAGCUACGCAAAGGUUUAUGAUCCAAAUAAAACAAGAACAAAAUU
Saccostrea cuccullata (small rock oyster) is the source of this 3724-nucleotide messenger RNA. RefSeq names its product ecdysone-induced protein 78C-like. NCBI's taxonomy places the organism in Eukaryota, Metazoa, Mollusca, Bivalvia, Ostreida, Ostreidae. Bases 201 to 2312 code for a protein of 703 amino acids. Gene Ontology annotation, biological process: regulation of transcription by RNA polymerase II. The transcript is spliced from 10 exons. The record is from RefSeq and is a predicted model, not a curated record. Gene Ontology annotation, molecular function: nuclear receptor activity; RNA polymerase II cis-regulatory region sequence-specific DNA binding; zinc ion binding. Gene Ontology annotation, cellular component: nucleus.